CUAACGUUUCUGUUUCUUCCCUCUCCCUCCUCUUGAGGCGUGAAAAUCAGUGAGAGAGGUGGACGACGAAGAAGCUGAUCAAUGGCGGCUUCUAACGGGAGCGAGUACUUCGAAUUAGAUUUUACUGCGAAUUAUGAGUCGUUUGCGAGGCCGUCGAAUGCCGAGGCCUUGGCUGAAGAUGAAGGGGAGCUUCUAUGGGCGGCGAUCGAGAGGUUGCCGUCUCAGAAGAGGUCGAACUUCGCAUUGCUGAGUCGUACUCUGUCGGAGAUCUCCGAGGACGAUGGAUUUAAGAGAAUGGAAACCAUUGACGUGCGGAAGCUCGAUAAGAGCAAACGCGAACUCGUUGUGAAGAAGGCGUUGGCCACCGAUGAUCAAGAUAAUUACAAGUUGCUUUCUGGAAUUAAAGAGCGCCUCGACAGAGCCGGAGUGGAGGUUCCCACGGUUGAAAUCAGAUUCCAGAACUUGAAAGUGGCAGCCGAUGUGCAAGUCGGUUCCAGAUCUUUGCCCACUCUAUUGAAUUUUACAUACGAUGUUUUUGAGAAUAUACUAACAAGUUUCAGAAUUAUGAAAUCCAAAAAAUAUCCAUUAACCAUUUUGAACGAAGUUAGUGGCAUCGUGAAACCAGGAAGGAUGACAUUGCUUUUGGGACCUCCGGGCUCUGGAAGAUCGACCUUGCUUCAAGCCCUUGCAGGCAAACUUGAUAGAAAUUUAAAGGAAACUGGUAGAAUUACUUAUAAUGGACAUAAUCUAGAUGAGUUCUGUGUUCAAAGAACAUCUGCAUAUAUUAGUCAAUCAGACAAUCACCUAGCAGAGUUGACUGUACGAGAAACUUUGGACUUUGCAGCUAGAUGCCAAGGUGCAAGCGAGGGCUUUUCAGGAUAUAUGAAAGAGUUGCCUUACUUGGAGAAAGAAAGGAAUAUACGGCCCAGUCCAGAUAUAGAUGCAUUCAUGAAAGCAUCAUCUGUUCAUGGUAAAAAGCAUAGUGUUUUGACGGAUUACGUCUUGAAAGUGCUUGGUCUCGAUGUAUGUUCAGAGACACUAGUUGGUAAUGACAUGGUUAGGGGGAUCUCUGGCGGCCAAAGAAAAAGAGUUACUUCAGGCGAAAUGAUUGUUGGGCCAAGAAAAACUCUUUUUAUGGACGAGAUAUCCACCGGACUCGAUAGCUCGACAACUUAUCAAAUAGUCAAAUGUUUAAGGAACUUUGUUCAUCAGAUGGAAGCUACAGUGUUGAUGGCUCUCCUACAACCUGCUCCUGAGACAUUUGAACUGUUUGAUGAUCUUAUUUUAUUAUCAGAUGGGUAUUUGGUGUAUCAAGGUCCUCGAGAAGAUGUGUUAGAGUUUUUUGAGUCAUUAGGUUUCAAGUUACCACCUCGCAAGGGAGUUGCUGAUUUUUUACAAGAGGUCACAUCUAAGAAGGAUCAAGCACAAUAUUGGGCUGAUUCUUCUCGACCAUAUUCCUACAUUUCUGUUCCUGAAUUUGUAGAAGCAUUUAAAAAUUUCAGGGUUGGGAAAUCUUUGGAGUCGACGCUUAAACAUCCGUAUGACAAAUCUCAGUGUCAUCCUUCGGCUUUGGCUAGAACAAAAUUUGCUGCCUCAAGGGGUGAACUUUUUAAAGCUUGCUUUGCUCGAGAACUACUACUAAUUAGCAGACAUAGUUUUCUUUAUAUUUUUAGGACAUGUCAGGUAGCAUUUGUUGGAUUCGUUACAUGCACAAUGUUUUUACGAACAAGAAUGCACCCUACAGAUGAAAUAAACGGCAACCUCUAUCUCUCUUGUCUGUUUUUCGGAUUGAUACAUAUGAUGUUCAAUGGAUUUUCUGAGUUGCCUCUUAUGAUAUCUCGCCUCCCUGUUUUUUAUAAGCAAAGAGAUAAUUUGUUUCACACUGCUUGGGCGUGGUCUGUCAGUAGCUGGAUUUUGCGUGUGCCUUAUUCUGUACUUGAAGCUGUUGUAUGGUCUUGUGUUGUAUAUUAUACUGUUGGUUUUGCCCCUAGUGCUGGAAGGUUUUUCCGCUUCAUGUUUCUACUCUUUUCGGUUCAUCAAAUGGCUUUAGGCCUUUUUCGUACGAUGGCAGCUGUAACUCGAGAUAUGGUAGUUGCCAAUACAUUUGGUUCAGCAACCUUACUAAUUAUAUUUUUGUUGGGUGGAUUUAUCAUACCAAAAGCCAUGAUUAAACCAUGGUGGGCAUGGGCAUUUUGGUUGUCACCUCUGUCUUAUGGGCAACGUGCAAUUUCUGUCAAUGAAUUUACUGCCACUAGGUGGAAGCAGAAAUCUGCUUUUGGAAAUGAAACCAUUGGAUACAACGUUCUGCAUUCACAUAGCAUGCCUGCUGGCGACUAUUGGUACUGGUUGGGUGUUGGUGUGUUGUUGUUUUAUGCAUUGGUUUUCAAUGUUAUGGUGACUUUGGCCUUGGCUAAACUCCAUCCCAUAAAAAAAGCCCAAACUGUAAUCCCAACUAAUACCACCGAAGCUAAUUCUGCUGCAAACAAUGAGGUCACUCAAGGUUCGAACUUCGAAACAUCUGCUAGAACCGGCAAGAAAGAAAAGGGAAUGAUUCUUCCUUUCCAACCACUAACAAUGACUUUUUACAAUGUUAAUUAUUUUGUUGAUACUCCAAAGGAAAUGAAGCAAAAAGGUAUACCUGAAAGGAGGUUGCAACUCUUAUCAAAUGUGAGUGGUGUAUUUUCACCUGGUAUUCUUACAGCAUUGGUUGGGGCAAGCGGAGCAGGAAAAACUACACUAAUGGAUGUACUUGCGGGUAGAAAAACCGGUGGAUAUAUUGAAGGUGAAAUUAGAAUAUCAGGCUUUUUAAAAGAGCAACGUACAUUUGCUAGAAUAUCAGGAUACGUAGAGCAAAAUGAUAUACAUUCCCCUCAAGUGACAGUAGAGGAAAGCCUCCAAUUUUCGUCUGCACUACGCCUUCCCAAAGAAAUCAGCAAAGAGAAACGACACGAGUUUGUUGAAGAAGUAAUGAGUUUAGUAGAACUUGAUACUCUUAGACAUGCUUUGGUUGGUAUGCCCGGUAGUACUGGUUUAUCCACAGAACAGAGGAAACGUCUAACAAUUGCAGUUGAACUCGUUGCAAAUCCUUCUAUUAUCUUUAUGGAUGAACCUACCUCUGGACUUGAUGCACGGGCAGCAGCUAUUGUGAUGCGAACCGUUCGUAAUACAGUUGAUACUGGAAGAACUGUUGUUUGUACCAUACAUCAACCUAGUAUCGACAUAUUUGAAGCAUUUGAUGAGUUGCUUCUAAUGAAACGAGGGGGAAGAGUUAUAUAUGGAGGAAAACUAGGAACACAUUCCCAAAUAAUGAUCGACUAUUUUGAGGGGAUUAGUGGAGUAUCUCCAAUACCAGAUUCUUACAAUCCAGCUACUUGGAUGCUGGAGGUUACAACCCCUGCAGCUGAGCAGAAAAUUGGUGAAGAUUUUGCUAACUUAUAUAGGAACUCUGACCAGUACAGGAGUGUUGAAGCUUCCAUCAAGCAAUUUAGUGUUCCUCCAAUCGGUGGAGAACCAUUGAAGUUUGAUUCGACCUACUCGCAAGAUAAAUUGUCCCAGUUUCGUACUUGCCUUUGGAAGCAAACACUUGUUUAUUGGAGAAGUCCGCAUUAUAAUGCCAUGAGAAUAUGUUUCACCACGAUAAGUGCAGUGAUAUUUGGUUCAACAUUUUGGGAUAUUGGCAUGAAAAGGAAUUCAACUCAAGAGUUGCUUGUUGUUAUGGGAGCUCUAUAUGCUGCAUGUUUGUUCCUUGGAGUGAAUAAUGCUUCUUCGGUGCAACCAAUUGUUUCAAUUGAGAGAACAGUAUUUUAUCGCGAGAGAGCAGCUGGAAUGUAUUCUCCAAUUGCUUAUGCCUUAGCACAGGGUCUAGUGGAAAUCCCAUAUGUUGCCGCACAAACCAUAAUAUUCGGUGUCAUCACAUAUUUCAUGGUUAAUUUUGAAAGAAAUGUUGGAAAGUUUUUUCUGUAUCUCCUCUUCAUGUUCCUCACCUUCACAUAUUUCACCUUUUACGGUAUGAUGGCGGUUGGCCUCACUCCUUCACAACAAGUGGCUGCAGUUGUUUCUUCUGCAUUCUACUCUUUAUGGAACCUCCUCUCUGGCUUUCUUGUACCAAAACCAAACAUCCCUGGAUGGUGGAUUUGGUUCUAUUACAUCUGCCCUGUAGCAUGGACUCUGAGGGGUAUUAUAACGUCACAGCUGGGUGAUGUAGAAACUAUAAUUGUGGAACCAGGUUUUGAGGGCUCUGUGAAACAAUACUUGGAAGUAAGCUUAGGAUAUGGCCCCGGUAUGAUCGGAGUUUCGGUAGCGGUUCUCGUUGCAUUCAACGUCCUAUUCUUUUCGGUCUUUGCAAUGUCUGUGAAAUUCAUCAACUUUCAGAGGAGAUGAUACUACUAACAAGUUUGCCAUCAGAAAAUAUUGUAGGAGUUGAAACAAUGUGGUUGACGCGAUGGCGAUGUAUGCACGAGAGAGAUUAAAAAUUAUGUUGACUCUUGUGCAUCCGGCUGUAGUUAGGAGGACAACCACAUUGAUUAAUUUCUUCCUUGAGAGUAUGAGAUAAAAAAAUUUGUAAUAUUAAAAUUUUCCCUUUAGGAUAUUAUAAAUUUAUACUCUCUUUUUGCAUGUUCUUGCUGUGUUAGGAAAUUAUGAACAUUUUUGUAAUGGAAAAAUUGCCAUUGGUUAAUAGAAAUAAUAUUUUAAAUUUU
Molecule: messenger RNA, 4697 nt
Organism: Momordica charantia (bitter melon)
Lineage: Eukaryota; Viridiplantae; Streptophyta; Magnoliopsida; Cucurbitales; Cucurbitaceae
Gene: ABCG31
Product: pleiotropic drug resistance 3
Cellular component (GO): membrane
Molecular function (GO): ATP binding; ATP hydrolysis activity; ABC-type transporter activity
Source: RefSeq, a predicted model, not a curated record